UACUGAUUUGCUUUGUUCCGUACACGGCAGCAACAUCAUACACACCCAUCUUGUAAGAUAGUUUAGAAGGUAUUAAAAUAUGUUUCUCGUUUAUUUGUAUCCUAUUUAUUAGUAAACUAUGGCCAAGUCAAAAGAUUUAAAAGUAUUCUUGGAGUCGUCUCUGAAUGCGAUUUUUAAAGCCACAGUGAGUGACAUAUUGGAGUCAGUGGACCAGACAUUGUCUGAGUACAAGGGUAAAUUACAAAGAAUUGAAACUGAGAAUGAAGAUCUAAGACAAAGGUUGCACGAUCAAGACAACAAGGAUUCGGUAGUUAAGGACCCUGGAAGUAACCAGUAUGCUGUUCACCUCCCUGACUUGUCAAGGAAGACCUGUUCCAGCCAUUCAGCUGUCGGCCAAUCCCAGAAGCCAAUCAAAACACAGGGUGAUGAGCGAAGAAGCUCCAGGAGACAGCAGAAGGACAAAAUGCUUCAGAGCAGAGGGUCUGUCUCUUUUACAGAUACAGCAGCUCAGCAGGAACCAGAAUGCCUCAAAAACAUCCCAGACACUGCGGUUUCCACCCUAAUUUUCAAAAACAUAAAGACAGAACCUGAUAUGGAGGAUGACUACGCCAUAGACCUCUCAAAGCCCCCGUCUCCUCUCAACCUGGCUUCUAAGCAAAUGAAGACAGAGAGUGCUGAGGUGAAUUACAUCAUUCCUGAAGAGCAUGAUGAACACCUUCAGUCACCACUGGACACAGAUGUGGACUCUAGAGACAGCGACAGUGACGUAAAAGUCACCAUAGUGUCUGACAGUCACAUGGCCAUGGAGAUGGGAGACGAGUGCGACCAUUUUGUUGAGUCAGAGGAAGGCUGUGUCACAAUGUGCGACGAAGGCCCACUGCGCAACUACUGCGGCAAACGCUUUGGCCGAGCAGACCUGCUCAAGUCCCACAAACGCACUCACACGGGAGAGAGACCGUUCAGCUGCGACCUCUGUGGUAAGAACUACGGUCACCCGGGCCAGCUCAGGAUACACAAGCGGUGUUCAUACGGGAGAGAGACCGUACUGGCUGCCCACACUCCUCAGCUGCACCUGAGGAAACUCAUACAGGGGAGAAAACUCUUCAGCUGCUGCUUAACUGUGGGAAGAAGCUUCGGUAGGUCUGGCCAUCUGAAGAGACACGAGCAGGUCCACACCAAGAGAGAAGCGUCUACCCUGUGA
Molecule: messenger RNA, 1201 nt
Organism: Salvelinus sp. IW2-2015
Lineage: Eukaryota; Metazoa; Chordata; Actinopteri; Salmoniformes; Salmonidae
Source: RefSeq, a predicted model, not a curated record